This is a messenger RNA of Cryptotermes secundus, 6626 nucleotides long. RefSeq names its product serine/threonine-protein kinase PLK4 (gene SAK). NCBI's taxonomy places the organism in Eukaryota, Metazoa, Arthropoda, Insecta, Blattodea, Kalotermitidae. The record is from RefSeq and is a predicted model, not a curated record. The coding region runs from base 173 to 3568 and encodes 1131 amino acids. The transcript has 15 exons. Gene Ontology annotation, molecular function: protein kinase activity; ATP binding. Gene Ontology annotation, biological process: protein phosphorylation.
UUAAAUUGAACCUAAUGGGACGCGGAGUAAACAAUAUCCGGUGAUGAAAGUUAUGUCUUGUUUGAAGAACUAUGAGUAAAUACUUUACGAUAAAUUAAGUGAAAGUAGCCAGACCAUGAGUAAUGAAAUGCAUUUGUAAGUGACGCAUGCCAGUAAUUUGUGUGCCUGAGAAAUGCCACCUGUGUCAGGGGGGCCCUCCGGCUUUGGAGAACAAAUUGAGGACUAUGAAGUUCUCAAUUUGCUUGGAAAAGGAGGCUUUGCCAGCGUAUAUCGCGCAAGGUGUUUGAAGACGGGGAUUGAAGUUGCUGUUAAAAUGAUUGACAAAAAGUUAAUGCAGGCAGCUGGAAUGGUAGGUCGAGUGCGCCAAGAAGUUGCAAUUCAUUCACGCCUCAAACAUCCUUCAGUUCUGGAAUUGUAUACAUUCUUUGAAGAUGUAAAUUAUGUAUACUUAAUCUUGGAACUGUGUCAUAAUGGAGAAUUACAGAGAUAUUUAAAAAAUAAUUCCUUGAUAUUAGAUGAAGGGGAAGCCAGUCACUUUUUUUGUCAGGUUGUUCGGGGGCUGUUGUACUUACAUUCACAUAACAUUCUGCAUCGGGACAUAUCUUUGGCUAACCUGCUGCUGACCAAGGACAUGAGAGUAAAAAUUGCAGAUUUUGGACUAGCAACACAACUGUCCCGUGCAGACGAGAAGCAUCUCACUAUGUGUGGAACUCCAAACUAUAUCUCACCUGAGGUGGCAACCCGUAGUUCACAUGGGUUGGAGGCAGAUGUUUGGGGCCUUGGCUGCCUGCUGUACACGCUACUGGUUGGGCAGCCUCCUUUUGACACUGAUGCUGUCAAAAGUACCUUAACAAAAGUUGUGAUGGCUGAUUACAAGGUACCAUCACAUUUGUCAGUUCCAGCAAGAGACUUGAUUGAUGCAUUGUUAAAGAAAAAUCCGAGAGAAAGGUUACAGCUUCGAGACAUCAUGGAUCAUCCUUUCAUGAAACGCGGGUGUAUGCAAGAAUUGAUACAGCAGAAGUGCCUGCCGGGAGAUACGGCUGACAGUGGAAUGGACACAAUGUCGACGAAUACUCAUUCACAGGAAACAAGAGACAGUUUUCAGACUGUUAAUGAACAGGUAUCAUGUGAUACAUUACCUCCAGCUUGGAAAUAUCAUCCUAAAGGAGUGUGUGAAGCAUUAAAGACAGAUAUGCAACCGGACAGUAAUGAAGAAGCCAUGAAAAAGGAAACAGUUAAGAUUAUAUCCAGAUCAGAAGAAAAAUAUCAUGGCAUAAAUUCUUCAGAAAAAUCAAAGAAACCGAUGUAUCUUCGUGCCAGAUUUAAUCAUUCACUUUCAAAUCCUGGUGACAAAAUCUCUGAAGUGUUACCAACUCUUCCAUCAGUGCAGACUUCAGACCUUCAACAUUCCUCAUAUCGUUCGACUCUACAAGACAUUUUAAAUGCCCAGUCCCAACCUGAACAUUACAGUUCUAGAGGUGGAACUGGAUGUACUGCUACCAGUGUUAAUGAAGAUGGAGGUAAUUGCCUUGAUGAGGGAAAUGGUUGCAGUAGUAGUGGGGAAAGGGCUGUGCACUGGGAUUUGAUAUUUGGUAGUAAGUCCAAUCCUGAGAUUGGUUCUCAUCAUGGAGACUCUUAUAGUUGUGCGUCACACCAUAGCCAAUGCUCAUGUAAGCACUCUGAUGAUACCGGAAGGAUAUUGCAUGGCUGCCGCAUAGAGGAGUGUGGUCGUCAAACAUGUGACAAUUCUCAAAAGAGCAUGCUGAGAAGUGCCUCUCUCUGUCAGAAUCAUGUGACAGGACUAAAAGAAAAGGAUGACAAUGUGACUGUUCCCCAAAAUAAUGAAACUGUCAGUAGAGUGACAAAUAAUUGUUUAAUUAGGACACAUUCUGCUGAAAAUGUAACAAGAAAUAUUUCUCACUGUAGCAAAAGUAAUUGUAACUGUAGUAUUGAUUCAUUUCCUUCCACACAAAUUCAGAUGCACGCUACAGAUUCUGAACAGUUUCAGAAACAUUCACAGACAGGCUGCCGUGAACGUUCUAAAAGUGUUGAUAUGCCAUGUGUACAACGUUUUUCUCCUGUAAGGUGUUUCUGUGGUGUUCACAAUCACCCUAAAGGCCAAAACUGUGAGACAGGGGAUUGUCUGCAUUAUGCUUCUUCCUUAAGCAAUUUGGCCACACUGGAAUACCCUGUAGUUGACUCUCAGGAACUGACUUCACAACGCCCAUUAUCAGAGUUUGGGUGCCAGAGAAAUUUAAAUGAUGUGAAGUUACAUGGGGUUGGAAGUGAUGAAUUCUUCAAGAAACAUGACUUCAAAUAUGCAAGACUAGCAGAAUCUGUAAGAACUUUUACAGUGAAUAGUGUUGUAAGUUCUGAGCUUAAGACUGGUUCAAACUGUGGCACACCUUCUCCUUUAAGCUCUUUGAGAUUACAGCCCACACGGCAUCACACAAAAAGCGCCAUCUUGAGUAUUCUAGAGUCUGGAGAGGUCUGCAUUGAAUUUUUGAGGAAGAAAAGGGGAAACAAGGAGGACAGAGUUGUGGAUGUCUGCAGAAUUUCUGGUGAUGGUCUCAGGAUUGUGUUAUAUCGACCUAAUGGUGGCCUUGGUUGUGCUGUCGGUGAUUCACCUCCUGGGAUUCCUGAAGAAGGAGCAGAUGCAAUUUACAGUUUUGAGUCUUUGCCAGCCAAACACUGGAAAAAAUAUGUCUAUGCUUCAAGGUUUGUUAAUUUAGUGAAGGCGAAGACUCCCAAAGUCACCUUCUACAGUGAUAAAGCAAAAUGUUUGCUUAUGGAGAAUGACCCAGACCCAGAUUUUGAAGCGUGUUUUUAUGAAGGUGGCAAAAUUACUAAAGUAAGCGGUGAAUGCAUUAAAAUUAUUGACAGCAGUGGACAUAGUACAACGCUGAAGGAUGAAACAUGUGAACAUUCACUGUCGUCAUCUGCGAGACUGUUGUGGGAUCACUUUCGGCAGUGCUACCACCAUUGCAAGCUGCUGGAGUGUCAUUUGACACAGAUAUCUAACAAGGUGGCAGUCAAAGGAGCAAACUACUUUCCUAUAAUAGUGGGAAAGCGACCUUCUGUAUUUGGAGGAAAGGAGAACGUGGCCAGCAUCAAAGCUGAAAAACAAAUGUCACAUAUUCCAGUGAUGUCCUCAUGUGAUGUGUCAGUAGUGAGCACCAUUCCCACCAAGCACUGUGGAAGUGCAGUACAGCAUGGACAGAACAUAACUCCUUCCAGUAGAGGUGCUUCCCCGUCAUCUUCUCACCUUCAGUCGCUGAAAACAAUUAAAGCUUUUGUGCCAGGAGUAGGCAUGGCUGUGCAGCUUCCGUCUGGAGAGGUGCAGGUUCAUCACAACGAUGGCUCCGUUGUCACCAUCAAUUGCACAAGUAGUGCAGUUGAACUUGAGAGGCCCGGUGGACAGAUAAAGCAGUAUGGUGAGAAGGAUGUGCUUCCAGAUGAUCUUAAAAUGAAAUUAAUGCAGAUCCCCAAAGUAAUGCGGUAUCUCAUGAAAACAGACGGGAAGAUCAAGUCUCCAGUCUUGACAUCCAAGACCAAUGUAAUCAGAUGAAGAGCUAAAUGUGCUUUAUUAGUAAGGUGUGUAAUGUAUUUUAGAGUAAGGAAAUCUUCUUCAUGUCACUUCUGCUUUGUAUCAUACUAAAUACUGUAUUCUUAAGACUGAAACAUAGUUAUUGGAAAAUAAAUACUUUCCAAAUAUGUAAAACUGACCAUGAGGAAAGAACAUGACUAUUCAAAUGUGUGCAUGUGCGUGUGCGUGUGUGUGUAGUGUGUGUGUGUGGGGGGGGGCUACGGAUUGUUAGGCUGUAAUCAUUAUCUUUACGUUUAUCGAGCUUAAUUGAGCCAUGACUUCAGGUGUUUAGUUGGGAAUGAAUGCAGUCUAAGUUAAUAUGAUUGUAAUAAACAUAUAUUUUUAAGAUUAGAAAGAAAGGAAUAUUUGCUUGUUUACAAGGGCUUGGAGGCACUGUUGGAUGUUUCAUUUCUUUCUGUGGACUACAGCCUUCUUAUUGAGAAACUGUAUCAUUCAGACAAUCAGUUUUCCUUACUGCGAUCGAAGUGCUACUCAUGACGCUCUGUAACAAAAUCAUUGGUUCCAGCUAGACCCAGUAUAAUUCUAUAGGGUUCCAUCUUCUUGUGGUAAUGUACAAAUAAAAUGGUACCUCUAGCAACUUAAUCUUGUUUAUUACGUAUUUUGACCAACUUGGCUAUGAUUAACACUGCAGGCACUGGUAAUCAUAAGCAAUUGAGUGUCUGCAACCAUGCAGCUGUUUGCAAGUAUAUUUCAGUUUGAUUUCAGUUUUUUUAACCUCAUUUCAUGACCAUAAUUUAUUUUAUCAGCUUAGCUAAUCAUAAAACUAUCUAAUUACACAUAUAAACUCUCUACUUGUGAAAUGAGGCAGCUAGACAGUGUCUAAUUUACAGAAUAUUACAGUUUUUUAAUGCAUCGUUUAUUGAAUUAUGAAUUAAUAACAGAAUAGUUCAGCAUUACAUGUAUCUCUUACGAUUAUGAUCCUGUAACAAGUCAUGUGGAAUACACUAUGAACAUAAACUAUUAAAUGUGGGAAAAUUCUCUUGUAAUUAGAAGUCUAGCACUGUAACAGGUGUUUACAAAUGCUUUGAGAAUAUGAGAAACAUCACAUGACACAGUUCUGUCUUCAGACACUGUUUUAAUGUUUGUCAUAAAGGUUGUGGAAAGGGUCUUACACAUGUCUUGGUUGUCCAAGUCUAGCAUCUCAGAAAACCAAGCAACUAUCAGGGUCACAGUGUGCAGUGUGUGUUGCACACAUGUUGUGGACAUAAUGUAAUGAAGUAACAUUAUCAUCGCAGAUAUGUAAAAUGUCACAUUAAUUCAUAUGUGGAAUUUGUGUAUGUUACACAAUGCUUAAAGGAAAGGGAAGGAAGUGGAAUGGUUUAUGUACAGUUCUGGACAACAAUACACACCCAAAAAAAAAGUGUUAACUCCUAUGUAUGGAAUCUGUGGAAAAAAGUUUCAUACCUCAAAUUAAUUUUUUGACUUGCAUUCUGAUUUUGCCCACCCUUUUCUGUGUUGUCAUUUGUAGGGCCAGUGCUACAUCAUGGGCCAACCAAUCAGCUGCCUGGGGCAGCAAAUUCUACAGAAUUUGUGUGUGUUCAAUGGGAGUUAAUUUUUCCCAAUUAUUUGUUUACAUUGUGACCAUGCAUUGUUAGUAAACUAAACAUGUUAUGCAGCAGUGUAAAUAAAACUGUUCUAAGAAUUCCAGCACCAGUGACAAUUCUUAUCACAUUUUGAAACUCCUAAUCAUUGCGAUGAAGUUUAGGGAAAGGUCAGGGUGCAAUGGAAUUUCUUUUUACCUGGAGUGGCACUGAGGCUUGUGCUGGCCCUGGUCACUUUGUGUGGUAGCUUCUUGCCCUGAUAUCCUGUUGUUCUAUUGCAAGAUAUACUGAUGUUAUGUUGGUAACUUGUGUAAGUUGUUCUCUGUUCUCAUUAUUAUUGUGGAAUCAUUAGAAAUCUGUUGUGAUACUAGUGGUGUGUUUUUACACAGCAGCACACGAUGAUGAUAAGGGAACAAAAGAUCACUUCUUUGUAAUAAUAACCUAAUUAUUAAGUUUAGAGUCUAAAGGGUUCUGAUGAUGGUGUAUGACACUCAAAAUUACUGGGGUUUUGGACUUUGUACAUCAUCUGGUAUUCUAACAACUAUAGAACACAAUGUUUCAGAAACUGGACCAGUGAAUGAUAUUAGCUCUUUAUAAUGGAACCAACAGAGUAGGUUUCUCUCCCCUGACCUGAGGAUGGAAGCAGAUCUAGUUUUUGGAAUACCAGAUGAUGUGCAAAGUAUGAAAACCCAGUACUCUUGAGUAAUUAUUAAGUUUAAUUUGAUUUAUAAGUUUUUUUUUUCCCUUUGACCCCUUGUCCAUUCAACUUUGGCCCGGUUUUUUGUCAAGUAUACCAUUUUUAAAUGAUAUCUUACCAUGUUUUGCUAUGUUAUAAGAUGCAGGGCCAUUUUAAUUUUACUGCAUUCUACUAGGACAUGCAAAGGGUGAAAUAAUUAUAAAAUAUUAAUUUUGUACAUUAUUAAAACAUUCCUUGCCAUGGCAUUAGGAGUAGUUCAGUCCCCAUCAGCCAGCAAUUUUACCAAGUCUUUCGAAUUUUUAAAAUAAAUUUGCAAGAGAUUUUUAUACCUUAUAUGCUAUCAACCAGUAUGGUGUUAGAACCCCACAGAGCAUGCAAGCCAAGCAUAUGUAGCCUUCACUAAAGUGGCCAUUCAAAAAUGCACAUAAGAAAUGUUGAAGGUAAGGAGAGCAUUAGUAAUCCAGAUCUCCAUUAUGGAGAAUGGAAUGGCUAACCUGGUCAUGCAGGGGACCAGUGGAAAAUGUGUUAAUGCUUGAACUGUUUUAGUGCAAUAUUUAUAACCAUUAAAAUUUUCAAAUAAGGGUUAUGAAAAGAGAGAAUAAUGGUAAACAAUAACAUAAACAAUUAUCAAUCACUUGGUGUAAUAGCAAUUUGCUGACAUUCUCUCAACCCCUUGUGAUACUUCCAUUUUGAGCUUCUCAUUGCAAACUUGCUGUAAAGUGCACUUUUUCUGUACUAAUAACAGACUUGCUCUGUACUUAAAAUAAAAUUGUACGAAUUA